Erigeron canadensis is the source of this 3169-nucleotide messenger RNA. Its product is annotated as leucine-rich repeat receptor protein kinase HPCA1. NCBI's taxonomy places the organism in Eukaryota, Viridiplantae, Streptophyta, Magnoliopsida, Asterales, Asteraceae. The transcript has 19 exons. Gene Ontology annotation, molecular function: protein kinase activity; protein binding; ATP binding. Bases 146 to 3034 code for a protein of 962 amino acids. The record is from RefSeq and is a predicted model, not a curated record. Gene Ontology annotation, biological process: protein phosphorylation.
UCGUUAAAAUUGAACAACCAGCAACACUAGAUGUGGGUACACUUUUGCUCACAGAUAUUACUUACGAAAAACACAAAUGUAUAGUUUAGCUACAACAUAGUCAUUUUGGUGCGCAUUGGAUAGCACAUAUUUUCGCUUUGUAUCUAUGGCGAUGUCCAUAUCACAGGUCCUUUGGUGGUGUUUGCUGCUGUUGUUUUAUGCUAGAUUUAGGGUUGUGUUCUCAGAUACUGACCCUGGCGAUGAGGAGGCACUGCGAGCAUUGAAAGAUCAAUGGCAAAAUACACCACCAAGCUGGAGAAGGUCAAACGAUCCAUGUUCGUGGGAAGGUGUCACUUGCAGCAACUCAAGAAUCAUCUCAUUGGGAUUGUCUAGCAUGGGUCUGGUAGGUCAGCUCGUAGGUGACAUUGGCGGCCUAACUGCAUUAACAUCCUUGGACUUGUCGUUUAAUGGAGGUCUUACUGGUUCAAUCUCUCCACGAAUAGGCGACCUAAAAAGCCUCAACAUAUUAAUUUUAGCAGGUUGUAGCUUCACCGGUAGCAUUCCACACGAGCUUGGAAAUCUUCAAGAGCUAGCAUUUUUGGCUCUGAACACGAACAACUUAACCGGUGGAAUCCCUUCUUCAUUGGGAUCUCUUUCUAAACUUUACUGGCUGGACCUCGCAGAGAAUCAUCUCACAGGACCCAUUCCUGUAUCAACUAACACCGAACCAGGCCUGGAUCUGCUAAAACAUGCUAAGCAUUUCCAUUUCAAUAAGAACAAGCUUUCAGGGUGGAUCCCUGAGCAACUUUUCAGCGAAGACAUGGUGCUGAUACACGUAUUGUUCGAUGGGAACCAAUUAAGUGGAACAAUCCCAUCCACAAUAGGAUAUGUUCAGACACUAGAGGUCCUUCGGCUUGAUAGAAAUGCAUUGUCAGGUGAGGUGCCAAUGAACUUUAACAACCUUACUAGCCUAAGUGAACUGAAUUUAGCUCACAACAAUCUAUAUGGAGCCUUACCAGAUUUAAAUGGGAUGAAUGCCCUCAGUUACGUGGACUUGAGCAACAACUCCUUUCAUGUGUCUGAGCCUCCGGUUUGGUUUUCAACCUUACCAUCAUUAACCACUCUGGUUAUGGAGUUUGGUUCACUUAAAGGGAAGCUGCCACAAGAACUUUUCAGCUUAUCAGGAAUCCAACAAGUAAAACUGAGGAACAAUGAGCUUAAUGAUACAUUGAGUAUGGGGAGCAGUGUCAGUGAGCAGCUACAACUGGUAGAUUUGCAACGCAAUGACAUUGAAGCAGUGACACUAAGUGCUGAAUACAAAAACACAUUGGAGCUAUCUGGAAACCCAGUCUGCAAUACAGCUCUUGCACACACUAACUAUUGCCGAGUUCAACAACAAACCUCAAAGGCAUAUUCUACAAGCUUAGCUAACUGUGGGAGCAAAUCCUGUCCUUCGGAUCAGAAACUUAGCCCUCAGACUUGUGACUGUGCUUACCCGUAUGAAGGCACAUUGUACUUUAGAGGACCCUCGUUUAGAGAGUUAUCAAAUGCUAAUGUAUGGCAUUCUCUAGAAAUGAGCCUUUGGGUUAAACUAGGCCUGACCCCCGGCUCAGUUUCACUGCAAAAUCCAUUCUUCAACACUGAUGAAUACCUUCAGGUUUACUUGCAACUGUUUCCAUCAAAGGCCAAGCAUUUUGACCGAUUAGAGAUUCAAAAGAUGGGGUUUUACUUGAGUAAUCAAACCUACAAGCCUCCAGCUGGAUUUGGACCGUAUUUUUUUAUUGCGACUCCUUAUAUUUUCUCAGGAGGCCAUCGAGAUGCUCCCGUUGGUGUUGGUGGCAUUGUUGGCAUCACUACCAGCUGUACCAUAAUGGUCAUCAUACUUAUUGGGCUCUUUCUAUAUGCUGUUCGUCAAAAGAAGCGUGCUGAAAAAGCAAUUGGUUUGAGUAGACCUUUCGCAUCUUGGGCUUCAAGUGGUAAAGAUGGUGGAGGUGCACCACAGCUAAAGGGAGCUAGAUUUUUUUCUUACGAUGAACUCAAGAAGAGCACAAGUAACUUCUCUGAUGCCAAUCAGAUAGGAUAUGGUGGUUAUGGAAAGGUCUAUAGAGGAACGGUAGCUGGGGGGCAAGUAGUUGCCAUCAAAAGAGCUCAAAAAGCAUCCAUGCAAGGUGGACUUGAAUUCAAGACGGAGAUUGAGUUGCUUUCAAGGGUUCAUCACAAGAACCUUGUGGGUCUAAUCGGAUUUUGUUUUGAAGAAGGUGAACAGAUGCUCGUUUAUGAGUUUAUGUCAAAUGGAACCCUCAGAGAGAGCCUGUCAGGAAAAUCGGGAAUUCAUCUUGAUUGGAAACGGAGACUUCGCAUUGCUUUAGGUUCAGCAAGAGGACUCACUUAUCUACAUGAGCUGGCAAAUCCUCCUAUCAUUCAUCGAGAUAUAAAGUCCACCAAUAUCCUUUUAGAUGAAAAUCUAACGGCAAAAGUUGCAGACUUCGGCCUAUCUAAGCUCAUUUCUGAUACCGAAGGAAAUGUAUCGACUCAAGUUAAGGGUACAAUGGGCUACCUAGAUCCGGAGUACUACAUGACACAACAACUAACUGAUAAGAGUGAUGUAUACAGUUUUGGUGUGGUAAUGCUUGAACUAAUAACUGCUAGACCACCUAUCUCAAAAGGGAAGUACAUUGUCCGAGAGGUAAGACUAGCACUGGAUAAAACCAAUGAAGAUGAAUAUGAAUUGAGAAAGCUACUGGAUUCAAGCAUCAGAAAUAUGACACAUUUGACGGGUUUUAGGAGAUUUAUACAACUAGCAAUGCAAUGUGUUGAAGAUUCUGCUGCAGACCGUCCAACUAUGAGUGACGUUGUGAAAGCACUUGAGACCAUUUUGAUUAGUGAUGGACUCCACACAGACUCUACAUCUGCAUCCUCAUCUGCUACUGAGUUCGGGUCUGUGAAAAGUGCAUCUAGACAUCCUUACAGUGAAGCUACACUGAAAAGGAAUAACAAUGAUGCUUUUGAGUAUAGCGGUGGAUACAAUAUUUCGGCCAAAGUGGAACCUAAGUAAUGAAUUUCCAAAAAUCUUUAGGCUAAUUUUGUUUAGGAUUGGAUCUUAGUGGAUACAUGGUCAUUAUAUAUACAUCAUACGACACAAUGUAACAUUGGUAUAAUAUGUAGCAAUUACAAUGUAACAUUCUAUGUA